Messenger RNA from Hypanus sabinus (Atlantic stingray), 8693 nucleotides. It is a transcript of the gene iqgap3, whose product is annotated as IQ motif containing GTPase activating protein 3. The record is from RefSeq and is a predicted model, not a curated record. The transcript is spliced from 38 exons. The coding region runs from base 98 to 5080 and encodes 1660 amino acids. Gene Ontology annotation, biological process: regulation of GTPase activity; regulation of actin cytoskeleton organization. Gene Ontology annotation, cellular component: cytoplasm. Gene Ontology annotation, molecular function: GTPase activator activity; actin filament binding; calmodulin binding. Lineage: Eukaryota; Metazoa; Chordata; Chondrichthyes; Myliobatiformes; Dasyatidae.
UCGAAAAGCUGGAGCGCCCGUCAGCAGAGCAGUUUGGAUUAAUAUAAAUUAACGGCAACUGAAGAAACAGCAGACGAACUAAAAUCGGAGGGGAAAGAUGGCAAACGAAGUGGAUUCGGGCGGAAGGCGCAAACGCGGCUAUGGUCUGGACAGUGAACGACUCACUGCUGAAGAGAUGGAUGAACAGAGGCGACAAAACAUUGCCUAUGAAUAUCUCUGUCACUUGGAGGAGGCCAAACGGUGGAUUGAGACCUGCUUGGGUGAGCAGCUUCCACCAACUACUGAUCUGGAGGAGAGCUUGAGGAAUGGUGUAAUUCUGGCUAAGCUGGGCCACCGCUUUGCACCUACUGUUGUUCCACAGCGGAAAAUCUAUGAUCGAGAACAACUGAGGUACAAGGCAACUGGGCUGCACUUCAGACACACUGACAACAUCAACCACUGGCUGAAUGCAAUGGCCAAGAUUGCUCUCCCAUCGAUAUUUUACCCAGAAACAACGGACAUCUAUGACAAGAAGAAUAUUCCCCGUGUUGUUUAUUGCAUUCAUGCUUUCAGCCUUUACUUGUUCAAGCUGGGUUUGGCUCCACAGAUACAGGACCUGUAUGGAAAGGUCAAUUUCACAGAGGAGGAGAUCAAUAACAUGAAAACGGAGCUGGACAAAUACGGAAUACAGAUGCCCUCGUUUAGUAAGAUUGGUGGAAUCUUGGCCAAUGAACUUUCGGUUGAUGAAGCAGCAGUGCACGCAGCUGUGAUUGCCAUUAACGAGGCCAUCAAGCGAGGCCUUGCGGACCAAACUAUGCUGGCUCUGCGCAAUCCAAAUGCAAUGCUGGUCAAUCUCACUGAUGGUCUUGCUCCAGUUUACCAGGAAAUGCUCUACCAAGCUAAGAGUGACAAGGCAGCCAAUGCCAGAAACCGGAUCAAUUAUAAACCAGAGGUGUCCGAAGGGAAGGAUGUGUAUGAGGAGCUCUUGACUCAAGCUGAGAUUCAAGGCAACAUUAACAAAGUCAAUGUGCAAGCUGCCUUGGAGUAUGUGGAUGAGGCACUGGAGAGGAGAGAUGCACAGGCUCUGUACUUGGCUCUGCAGAGUCCAGCUUUGAGUCUGCACGAGAUUCAUCGGGAGAAUAUGGAAUGGUACAUGGAUCAGCUAAUCAUCGACCGUGAGCAGAAAGCAUUGGAGCUGGGGAUGAUGGAUCCACUGGAGAAGGAAGAACUCCAGGCUGCUGUUCAUGUAGCCAAUGAAAAUGCCAGUAUACAUCUGCACAUCAUGCAGUCCGUGGCAAGUAUCAAUGCAGCUGUGCGCAAGGGGAUCCCCCAUGAGACGGUGAAGGAACUGAUGAACUCCAGUGCCAAACUGCCAGAUGUCUACCCAUUUGCAGCAGGACUGUACCAGAGAGAGCUGUCUGCUCUCCAGCGACAGAAACCACAGGGUGAGCUGACGCAGGAGGAGCUGUACGUGGCUGUGGAGAUGCUCUCGGCAGUGGCAUUGAUCAAUCAGGCCCUGGAAGCCGGCGAUCUCAGGUCCUUCUGGAGCUGCCUGCUCAGCCCAGCGACAGGCCUGACUGAUGUCAAGAAUGAGAAUGUAGAGCGGUACUUUGACGCACUACGGAGACUGAAGCAGCAGAACUGUCGGGACGGGGAGGCCAUGCUGUCCUGGAACAAUCUGCAAAUGUGUGUGCACGAAGUGAACUCUGCCGUGCAAGAGGAGCACGACCAAAUCGCUGCCAUUGGUUUAAUAAAUGAAGCCCUGGACCACAAUGAUCCUGAGAGGACCAUUGCUGCUCUUCUCAUGCCUUCCGCCAGACUGGCCCACCUGGACUUUCCAACAGCGAGGCGUUACCACGACGUACUAGCAGUGGCAAAGCACCAUAAGUCAAAGGUCAUGCAGGACACAGCAGCAGUACUCUGGUUGGAGGAGAUUCAGGAUGGAAUUCACAAAGCCAAUCAAGACAGUCAGUUGGCUAGAAAAUUGGCCCUGGGGGUGACAGCUAUCAAUCAGGCAGUCAAGGAGGCCAACUCUUCUCAGACACUGAGGGUUCUGCGCUCACCAGAUGUAUUCCUCUGCAGUGUGAUUCCAGAGUGUGCAGCGGCCUAUCAGUCUGAGCUGGCCAUGCAGGUGCGAGUUAAAGUGGAAACAGGAGACAAUAGAAGCCCAUGGGUGAAGCAUGUGCUAAAGGAUGGGUCGAUGUACUAUUUCAACCUGCAGAGACUAGAGGGAAGCUGGGAGCGUCCCAAAGGUUUUGUACAGAACUCCACACAGCUCAACCGGGAUGAGAUUCAGUCUACUGUUGCUUCAGUGACAGCUGGUUAUAACAGAGAGCAGCUCUGGCAGGCGAGUGAAGGCGUGAUCAGCAGGCUUCAAGCCCACAUGAAAGGUUAUCUCGUCCGAAAGGAUCUGUCUGCUCGCAAGCACUUCCUCCAAAGGCAGCUGCCUGCUAUCAUAGCAAUUCAGUCGCACUGGAGAGGUUAUAGACAAAGGAGAGAUUACCAGAAGAGACUUUAUCACCUUCAAGACAACGCAGAUGCUGUAAUUAAGAUCCAGUCGUGGGUGAGAAUGUGGCAGGCCCAGAGGAGGUACAAGGCAAGGCUGCAAUACUUCAAGAACAAUAUUGCUCCAGUAGUUAAGAUCCAGGCGUUCGUCAGAGCAAAUAAGGCCAGAGGAGACUACAAGAUGUUGGUCCACGCCAGGAACCCUCCACUGGGGGUAGUGCGGAGGUUUGCUCACCUCCUGGAUCAAAAUGACCACGACUUCCGUGAGGAGUGGGAGCUGAUCCAGCUUCGUGAGGAAGUGGUGCAGUGCAUCCGCUCCAGUCGCCACCUGGAGCAAGACCUCAAUGUAAUGGACAUCAAGAUUGGACUGUUGGUGAAGAACAGGAUCACCCUGCAGGAAGUGGUUUCCCACUGCAAGAAACUGACUAAGAAGAACAAGGGACAGCUGUCAGACCUGAUGGUGAUCGACAAACAAAAGGGGAUAAAGGCCCUCAGCAGAGAGAAGCGGGAGAAACUGGAGGCCUACCAACAUCUCUUCUACCUCCUGCAGACGAAACCGGUCUACCUGGCUAAGCUGAUCUUCCAGAUGCCUCAGAACAGAUCAACCAAGUUCAUGGAGUCUGUGAUCUUUUCACUCUACAACUACGCAUCCAAUGAGAGGGAGGGCUACCUGCUAUUGCGUCUGUUCACCACAGCCCUUCAAGAGGAGGUUAGGUCAAAGGUUGACCAAGUCCAUGAGAUUGUAACUGGAAACCCCACAGUGACCAAGCUCGUGGUGAACUUUUACCGUAAUAUCCGCGGACAGAACGCACUACGAGAGAUCUUGGGGCCAGUCAUCAAAGAGAUUCUGCAGGACAAAACCCUAAGCAUCAAAACUGACCCUGUCGACAUCUACAAGAGCUGGGUGAACCAGAUGGAGAGCCAGACCGGGCAGAGAAGUAACUUGCCGUAUGAGGUGACGGCAGACCAAGCCCUGACCCACCAGGAAGUCCAGCGGAGACUCGACAUAUCCAUCCGCCAUCUGCGGACUGCCACUGACAAGUUCCUCAAUGCCAUCAUAUCCUCUGUGGACAAGAUACCGUACGGCAUGAGAUACACCGCAAAAGUGUUGAAGAGUUCACUGAGGGAGAAGUUCCCCAGUGCCACCGAAGAAGAAUUGCUCAAGGUGGUUGGGAACCUCCUGUACUAUCGCUACAUGAACCCUGCCAUCGUGGCCCCAGAUGGGUUCGACAUCAUCGAUAUCACAGUGGGAGGGGGGCUCCACACAGACCACCGCCGCAACCUGGGUUCCAUCGCAAAACUGCUCCAGCUCGCUGCCUCCAGCAAGAUCUUCGAGGGAGAGAGUGCUCAGCUCUGUACCAUGAACAACUACUUGUUCCAGUCCCAGGAGAGAUUCAGGGCAUUUUUCCAUGCAGCCUGCAAUGUCCCUGAACCUGAAGAAAGGUUUAAUGUGGAUGAGUAUUCAGAAAUGGUCAGCCUGAGCAAACCAGUCAUCUACAUAACCGUUGGGGAGUUGAUUAAUACUCACAAGCUCCUGAUCCAGCACCAGGAUUCCCUCUCGGUGGAGCACAGCGAUCCUCUUCACGAACUGCUGGAGGAUCUUGGAGACCUGCCCACUGUUGAAUCGCUCAUAGGUGAAGGAGCCGUUAGUGCAAAUGAUUCACAUGAAGACCGUUUGACCCAUCUCUACAAAAUGGAGGUCUCGCUAACCCUGACUAACAAAUUUGUUAUAUGUAAAAAUGGAAAAGAAGCAGAUGAUACCAAAGGUUUGUUGCUCAGCACAAAGCAGCUGAUUGUGGAUGUGAUCAGAUCCCAAGCCGGAGAUUCAUUGACUGAAAUAUUGCGAACAUCUGCAUCAACAGAUCAGGUGGCAGACCAUCACCGCAUUGUUCAGAAGCGAGCAAUGCGUGAUGCGCGCACUCCAGAGAAGAUGAAGCGACACCCGUCCUUGCUUCUUGACAACAAGCUCCCAAUCGAGGAGAAAAAGCGAAAGAUUAUCCGAAGCUUGAGGAAGUUAGAAGCUGCCGGUGUGGUGUCCGCUGCCAAUGACUAUCAGCAGCUGAUCAAUGAGAUAGCCAGGGACAUCCAAAGUCACCGGCGCUACCGGCAGCAACGCAAGACAGAGCUAAACAAGCUGAAGCAGACGCUGCGUAGGAUUCUCUCCAAGACGGCAUUCUUUGAGGAGCAGAUUGACUACUACAACCAGUACAUUAAGACUUGUCUUGACAACUUAGCAGCUAAGGGAACAGGUCCUGGGAAGAAAUCUGCAGAGGCCAAGGGAAAGAAGAAUAAAGUCCUGUCUCUGAACUACACCGCUGCACGACUCCAAGAGAAGGGGGUCCUGCUGGAGAUCGAUGAUCUGCCCACCAGCCAGUUGAGGAACGUUCUCUUUGACAUUGUGCAGAGCGAGGAGGCCGGGACCUUCGAGGUGAGGGCUCGUUUCAUGGGUGUGGACAUGGAGAGGUUCCAUCUGAAGUAUCAGGAUCUUCUCCAGAUGCAGUACGAGGGAGUGGCUGUGAUGAAGUUGUUUGACAAGGCCAAGGUUAACGUGAAUCUGCUGAUCUUCUUGCUCAACAAGAAGUUCUUCAAGAAAUGAGUUGCUGUCUCACACUAUUGCUUUUGCAAAAGAUGUAACCACGUGCUUCUGCUGUGCAGACGCAACUAGCAUUAGAACAUACCAUGGUAGAUCACCUGUGGCACACCAGUGCGUCAAUACACAUACAUAGUUAAUAUAUUAUUGCUUAAAGGUAACCUCAGACUCUAAUAGCUUGGAGAAAGGAAUUGAGAAUUGUGUCCUGUGCUCUUUACAAAAGGUUUAUUGUUGAACCUGGAAUCUCAAGGCUUCAAGAACAUCUGGGGCCAGGUCCCCUGAACAGCAUCUCCAGUAGCUCUGCCAGUAAUAACAGAUUUAUUUUCUCUAUCUCGUGCCUUGGGAUUAUCCUCCUGUGUGAUUAUGGGAAUCUACAGCCAUUUCCUUGGGGUCCAGAACCUUGAUUCCUGCUCUUCCGCCCACUCUUUCAACCUGUCACCUGCUACUCGUGUUUAAACUGAAGUGGGUUAUGAGUUACUGUGGGUGUGCAGUGGGCCAUCAGGAAAAGGGAGGUGUAGGGGUCAGAAGCAGUCCUCUGCUCCCAACCAGUUCAGGGGCUUCAGAUGGAGUAGGUUCUGUUUUAUCCCAGUCCUAAACUCUAAACCAUGUUUUUAAACUUCUGUAGCUUCGCAAUGAUUGGAUUGGAAAGUUGCCUGUUGACUCUGAGCUCUAUGGUAAAUGCUUGUCAUGGGGCUUUAGACAACUUUGUGUUAAUACUGCAGCAUGCUUGCUUGGUGAACCUAACCAAGUCUUGGUGCUAGUUGAUUGUGAAUCAGGGCCACUGCAUCUACAAUUAUAUUUACCUCAUGAUUUUAUACUUCAAGGAUGGAGUUGCCUCCAUCACUGUAGGCCCUGAGUUAUGUCCCUCAGGAGAAUUCUGUGCCAUAGAGACAAAUUUCUGUGACAGAAACAACGUUGACUAUAUUCUUGGUAUGUUAGGAGGUCUUAACACCAAAUGUCUUCAUAGGGACGCAGCCCCCACCCCUGGCCUGCGACAGAACCCAUGGCCUACUCUAUCCUGUUACCGGAGCCAUUGAAAUAUGCACCAUGCUUUUGUUGAUUGACAUGGUAAGACUGGGACCUUCAGGGUUUUUAUGUGUAUGUCCCAUUGUAGGAAAGAACAUAACAGGCAAAAGCCCAUUUCUGAGCAGCCACGGUACCCUUUUGUGAGGGGCUGCAGCAGUUCAAUGCUUUCUGCUAUCUGUUCUCAGUCACAUAAGCUAAAGGAAGUGUCCAGCAUUUUAAACAAAGAACUGGAUGUGACCAAGUAAGCUGGAAUACUUUGUGGCUCCCCAUGGAGGGAGGGGUCCCAGGUGCCAUGUGACCAGAGCACACGUCAAGGCAAGGCAGUGGAAGGAAUGAAACCAGUACGGUUUGUCAGACCACAGCUCCCAGUGUGCUUCAGGUGGGGCACUCUGCUCCCUUUGUCUGAUGACUCAGCCCUGUUCUGAAGGAGUGUUUAUCUCUUCACCCCAGUUUGGUUGUAGAUUUCCCCAUUCAUGCAGCAAGAUCUAACUGCCAGCUGGAUCUUGCGUCCUGCUGAGGGUGUGACUUUCAAUCGCACCCAAACUAACAGGUUGAAAGAGUGACAUUGAACCAGGUUUUCUGCCUGUAUCACUCCCCCAUCACCCUGAGUGAAACAGUGACUCUGCUGUUGGUUUUCCUCCAUUAUCUUAAAUUGGUCCGCUGAUAAUUGAUGAGAAAGAUCUAAUUCAAUGUUUCAGUUCGUGGUACAAACUAUUUUAUCAAAGUGUUGGGAUUUUGUGUGUAACAGUUAUGAAAGUUUACUUUUUUUUAGAAGACCUGCUCUGAGCAGCAGUGUACAAUUGCACCCACUGAUCUGGCAGCUCGAGUAAGUAGUUUGUUCAGACUGUAUUGGGAUGAAAGAGCAGGCAUUCUGUUGGAUCUGCCCUCCACCAGCAUCACUGAAACCAAAUUAACCAGCCAUACUUGGGGCUGUCUUGUAACAGUAUCUAAUCUCCCAAAGUUGCUGCCUGUGUAAAGAAGUUCUCAUACUUUACAUAACUCUCCCCAAGCUGUCCAGUCAUUUCACUGUGAUCUGACCAAGCCUCAGCUCCCAGCUCCCAGCUCCCAGCUCCCCAUGGCCUUCAAAGCCAAGAUGAAUGUUUUCCACACCAAAAAAAAACAAGUUUCUGAAAGAAUCCAUUGGGUCGGGCAGCAUUUGUUGAGAAAAAUAAGUAGUCUGCAUUUCGGGUCAAGACCCUUUGUCUGCACAUAAAGAAUUGAGGGAAAGUGCAGGGCAUAGGUGGAUCCAGGUAAGAGGGAGGGUGAUAGGUAGAUGCUGGAGAGAGAAUGGAGGUAGUGGAGGGGAUAGAUGAAGGUAACAGAGGGCUGCUGAUGGUGGCAUCUGAUUGGAGAGUGAGGCGAGCAUGGCAGUAGGGUGGACAUGGGGAGCCCUGGUACACUGAACCAAACAGACUGUCAUAGCUGCAGGGCUGAUGAUACCCAAGACCUAGCUGGUGCCUUGAAGCCCCUCACCGCCAGGGUGGUGGAUGGAAGGAGGUAAGCUAGUGGUAAUCAUUCCAGUAUUGAGGGAGUGCCAAGGUUUGUGGCCUGGAUGCAUUUUUAAUGGUUUAGUUCUGGAGCACGUCCUACAUAGCCAGAAUCUUGGUUGGGAUUUAGUGACUAACUUGAAAUACCCUCGUCCCUGUCACUGACCUCUCCGUGUGUUUACCCUUCAGUUUGUUAGAGAAGACAGGGACUUCGGGGCUUAGUAGACCACCACCACUCUCUUCCCCUAACAAUAAUCAGCAAGAAUGGCAUCCAUUCCAGGUUAUUAAACAACUGUCGAUUCAGAUGCAGCUGGAGAAGGACAGAGUUGGUCUGACCAGCAGGUCUGACUCCAGUGGGAGUUAGAACAGGAAGGAACACUCCAGAGGUACGUGAUCUAGAUUGUUAGAUGGACACCAAAAGAUGGACUUCUGUGCUGGCAGGGAGGUUAAAUCUUCUGAUGGUCACUUUUUAAGAUUUGUACACAAUCGUAAAGAAAUCAUGUUUUUUUUAAAUGGUACAAAAAAUGGUUGAGUGUAACUGAACUGUUUGUGAUCAAGAUGUUUGCUAAAAUCACUACAUUUUGUAACUGGUGCUUUUACAUGUUGCUCCUUCUGUCUCGUUCUUUGACUGUUGUUUUUGGAGUUUGUCAUUUACUCCCCGUACACUGUAUUUUAAUUUGUACAUUAUAGCUGGAGGCUACACAGUGCUUUGGUGCAUUUAGUGCAUCUGCAGAAUGGUUUCAUUGCUCAAUCCAGAUACAGCAAUGGUGGAGAGCAAGGAGGAGGAGUGUGUUCAUGUUACAGUUCAACGUCAGUCUGAAUCCAACAUAUGGUUUUGGAAUGCAAGUCUCUCUUCUGCUGUGGGAGAUUCACACCGAGUCUCAGACUGGCAGAUGCAAGCUUUGUGGUUUCAAAUGGUCCAUAUGUUGACACCACCUUCAAAUUCAGUCUUGAUGUGUGAAAUCAGCUGUGGAAAAUGGAAUAAUUCUGCCUUGCCAGUAAUUUGACUCAAAUUCAGAUCAAAGCACCUUGAAUCUAAACCCUUGUCUUCUGACCUUGAAAACCCUUUUCUGUGUGUUUAUUUCUCAAAAUAAAUUAAAUGUCAA